Molecule: messenger RNA, 2858 nt
Organism: Cyprinodon tularosa
Lineage: Eukaryota; Metazoa; Chordata; Actinopteri; Cyprinodontiformes; Cyprinodontidae
Gene: lsr
Product: lipolysis stimulated lipoprotein receptor
Exons: 11
Coding region: 184-2028 (614 amino acids)
Biological process (GO): establishment of blood-brain barrier; tricellular tight junction assembly
Cellular component (GO): plasma membrane; tricellular tight junction
Source: RefSeq, a predicted model, not a curated record
GUGAUGCAUUCAGGCGCUUCCUCUUCGCCUACAUCGCGCUCGAAAUGGAGUCGGUGCUUCCUGGCUAAACGGAAAAAUACGUGAUUCUUCAGUAUAAUGUUUUUUUGUGUGUGUUUUUAGUUUCUUUUUAUUUGUUUCCGCUCAGUGUAUUUUGAUUAAGUCUCCGACAGAGGAGGAUUAAAUAUGUUUUGGAGGGUAUUCUUUGCAGUUUUAAUGGCGACAGAGUCCAUUCUGGCCAUCUCGGUCAGAUGUCCAACCAAGAGGUACACUGUUAUUCUCUUUCAACGUGUCAACCUGAUCUGUGAAUACUCAACCAGUGCCACUCAACCCCCUAUUGUAAUAUGGAAGUACAAAUCCUACUGCCGGAACCCGCUCCAGGCAGCAUUAAACCCCAGCAGUGCAGAAAACAUCUUGUCUCAGAACAACCCAAACUAUGACCCCAACAUCGAGUGUGGGGACUCUGAGAGAACAGUCCGCAUUGUGGCAUCCAAGCACGGCGAUUCUGUUACUCUGGGCGAACAAUAUCAGAAUCGCAAGAUCAGCGUCGCAAACAAGGCAGACCUGAACAUCGCUGAGACGGCAUGGGGAGACAGCGGUGUCUAUUACUGCACUGUGUCUUCAGCCCAGGAUCUAAAGGGGAAUGGUGAAUGCUACUCUGAAGUACUUGUGCUUGAGAGAAAGUCAAAUACUACUGACCUCCUGCCUGGCAUUGACUUACUGGUUAUGGAAGACUGGCUCCUUGUGGUUCUGGUGGUUUUGGGCUUCUUUUUGCUCCUUCUUCUGAUCGGGAUCUGCUGGUGCCAGUGUUGCCCACACACCUGCUGCUGCUACGUCAGCUGCCCCUGUUGCCCAGAACGCUGCUGCUGUCCACGAGCAUUGUAUGAGGCAGGAAAAGCGGUGAAGAAAGGCAUGCCCAAUCAAUAUGCCACACCCAUGUUCUCUCCAAGUCUGUAUGCUCAGCCUAUGUAUGGUGGCUCACAAGGUAACCAGCCUGCCUUUCCUAUGCUGCCCGUACCCAACGGGGGUGGGCCUCCCCCAAACAGCUAUGGCCGUGACUAUGAUGUUGCAAGCUCAGUGGGUCAGGGGUCACAAGUGCCUUUGUUGCAAGACGGCGGAGGAGACCAUACUCGUAGUGGUUAUCGUAUCCAGGUGGACCCAGAUGGAAAUGCAACCCGAGCCAUUUACUACAUGGAGAAAGAGCUGGCCUCAUUAGACCCAUCCAGACCUGCCAACUACAACCGCUUGGAAAACAUGAGCACAGUCAGCUCCCUGCAUGACAGUGUGGAACCCCGAGGCCGCGGUGGGCGCCCUCCUAUGCCCACAGUUUAUGACCAAGAUGAAGCCAUGAGCACGAUCAGCAGCGUGUCCCAGCAAGGCCGGCGUCGGGAUGACUAUCCACGCCAUGGUGGGGGUCCUAUGGCGAAUCGUGGGCGUGCCCGCUCCAUGGAUAACCUUGACGACAUUGGACGGCGCUACAGAGAUGAUUACCCACCACACAGAGGCCCAGAUGAGCCUAGAGGCAGGAGGGGCUCUGAUGAGUGGAGCAGUAGUGCUCGCAGCGGCUAUGAUCGUAACAAUGAUGACCGGAGACGUCGUGACUACUCCCCUGAAGAUCGCAGAAGGGGCGGAGGAGCCCAGAGCGGCCUCGCAGGGCGCCGCUGCCACAGUCGUGAUGACAUCAUGGAGAUGGAGAGAGACCGCAGGUAUGAUGGUGGAGCCAGGGGUGGCCGUGAAGACUACGACGACAGCUUCCUGCGAGAGGCCUUGGAGAGGAAGCGGCUGGGCGAGCAGCAGAGGGCGCGCAGCCGGGAGCGAUUGGAUAGCGAGAGUGAUCGCUCUGAUCGGGGGAGGGGUCCACGUGGGCCACCACCACUUCCUAUGAGCCCGCCUUCUGGAUAUCCUGAUCGGCGGGAUAAUUAUCCACCACCUCAGCCGCCACCAUACAGUGACGAUGAGAGUGUGUCGUCUUCAAGGAAAACAAACCUCCGCAAAAAUGGAGCUGUGAGCCGUGAGAGCCUGGUUGUAUAAACAAAUCAAGACCUUGAACGCAGCUUUAAUCUCAGAAAAUAAUGCUGUUGGUAUCUAACAUUAUGUAUAUAUGAAACUCCCACCUCUAACCUGAUAUGCUGAUUUACUGUUUGGCUGCUGAUUUAGUUUUGUAUUAGAUGUAGUUUGAAACUUUUUUUAACAAAAAGAGGCACAAUCUGUGUCUGUUGUUUCAUGUAAAAACAAAUGUGGCUGCCACAAGUGCCUUAAUGUGUACAGAGUUAUAGGUGUAGAUGUUAAAUCCAUUAUAACGGACCCCUUUCUGUUUGUGUUCUAUGUUUUGAUCAGUACAGAUUAACAUGCUUCAGUUGGGUUUCAGUGCUUUGGAUUUUUUUUUAUGUUAGCUUUAGAGUUCUGGUCUGUCAAAACAUUUUGUUUUCUAUACUUGAAAUUUUUUUAAAGGAAAUUAUGUACAUUUAAAAUGAAUUUGUUUUAGCUUCAGUUAUUAGCCUUGUCCAUGUUUUUAAGACAUAACAAAUGACACUUAGGACAGAUUUUUUGGCUGUUUUCUUUUUUUUAAUACCUGGCAUUUUAAUUAAUUGCAUGCUGUACAGCUGACCAGAUUUAUGCUUUGAUAAUGCAAAUGUUUAUUAUAUCAUGAAAUGUAAUUUUACAUUAAACCUAAAAAUUUUGCUAAGCUGCUCUGUGAACUUGGACUGUGUCACCACUAGAUGCCACCAUAUUGUUCAUUUUUCAACAAAGAUUUUUUUUUGUAGGCAGUCAUCUCCAAUAGAACAAUCAGAGACGAUGUUCUAUGCCAACCAUGAGUCAGACUCCAAACAAAUGUCACUAUUAUCGUGCACAUCACACCA